Molecule: messenger RNA, 1383 nt
Organism: Rhododendron vialii
Lineage: Eukaryota; Viridiplantae; Streptophyta; Magnoliopsida; Ericales; Ericaceae
Product: zinc finger BED domain-containing protein RICESLEEPER 2-like
Exons: 3
Coding region: 1-1383 (460 amino acids)
Molecular function (GO): DNA binding
Source: RefSeq, a predicted model, not a curated record
AUGCCCUACUUAGGCGCUUAUAUCUAUGAUAUCACACGCCUAACAAUUUGCAAGUAUUGUGGAGCAAAAAUUUCUAGAGAAACAAGGAAUGGAACUUCGCAUUUGAAAGAACACUAUAUUCGGAAACACCAAAAGAAGGAUAACAUGAGGCAACAAGUUCUAACAAACAAUUUCAUGAACAAAGACCGUCAUCCGCUACUAACUUCAUAUAGUUUUGAUCCUGAGACGGCACGAAAAGAACUUGUAAGUGCCAUAAUCAUGCAUGAGUAUCCUCUCUCAAUUGUGGACCAUGUUGGAUUUAGGAGGUAUUUAAAUGCUCUUCAACCUUUAUUUAAGGUGCCAUGUAGGAACACAAUGAAGGCUGAAAUAUUCAAGAUUUAUGAGUACCAGAGGGGGAAGACAAUGAGUUUGGUGGUGAGUAAUGCAAGUAGAUCGGCUAUCACAACGAACAUGUGGACUUUGAGUAAUCAAAAGGAAGGCUUCAUGGCUAUCAUAGUGCACUUUAUUGAUGAUUCUUGGACUUUGCAAAGUCGCAUUUUAAGCAUAACGGUUGAUAAUUGCUCUACCAAUUAUGCCAUGGUUGAUCUUUUGUGGGACAAACUUGAUAGUACAUCACUCAUGUUGGGUGGGGAUUUGUUUCAUAUGCGUUGUUGUUCGCACAUUCUUAAUCUUAUUGUUGAAGAUGGGUUAGAUGUUAUCAAGGUGGGUAUUGAGAAAAUCCAGGAUAGCGUAGCUUAUUGGACAGCAUCACAAAAAAGAGAGGACAAUUUUGGAGAAACAGUCCGCCAAUUGAAUGUGACUAGUACUAAGAAAUUAGGACUUGAUUGUAUGUCUAGGUGGAAUUCAACAUUCUUGAUGCUUCAAACAGCCCUACUUUAUAAGGAUGUGUUCAAUUGCUUAAGCAAACGGGAUGCUCAAUAUAAUUCCUUACCAAGUGAAUGUGAGUGGGGGUUUGCUAGAGAUUUGAUUAGGGAAAUGGCCAAAAGAAUGGUGGAAAUUUUUGACAAGUAUUGGUCUAUGGUACAUGGUGUUGUUGUGGGGAUUUUAUCUGUGUUGGAUCCUAGGUACAAGAUCAACGUGUUGGAGUUUUACUUUAAAUUAUUGUUUCCAACAACUUAUAAGGAAGAAGUUGAGAAAGUUCGUGCAUUUUGUUAUAAAUUGCUUAAGGAGUACCAAAGUCCUAGUUCAAUGAUGGAGGGUAUUGGCGACUCUUCUUCCCAAUUAAGUUCCAUUGAUGAAGAGUCACUAUCAAAGUAUGAUGUCUAUAUGCUUAGGGAGUCGAAGAGAAGUAGGACAAUCGAUACUCCAAAAUUAGAGUUGGAUCAUUAUUUGUCGGAAGCUGGCUUGCCAAAAUUCAUAGGAUUUGAUGUCUUGAAUAGGUGA